This is a messenger RNA of Adineta ricciae, 2217 nucleotides long. Lineage: Eukaryota; Metazoa; Rotifera; Eurotatoria; Adinetida; Adinetidae. The record is from the annotation of a GenBank genome assembly.
AUGGCUUCUCAAUCAAUUAAUCAAAUUGAUAAAUUAAUGGAUACUGAAAAUAUCAAUAAUGAACAAAAUGAACCGAUAUCAAAAGAAACACUUCCAAGUAAGAUGCGCAUGAAAGAACGUAGCCGUUCGCAAACAACACCACAUGAGACCGAUAUCAAUGAUCCUGAAAAUUUGGAUUAUGAAGAUGUCGAUGAUAAUCAUCAAAACAAACAAUCGAAUCAUACGAUCGAAAUAAGCAACGAUGAAAACAAGUCGCAUACUGAUAUUCAAAACCAUGAAGAUAAUGAAGAAAUAGCAAGUGUACAAGAACCGCCAUUAAAAACUGAGCAUCCCGAAGCAGCAAGCGACGAAGGGGAAUUAGAUGAAGCUGAUUUGGAGGAUGGUGAGAUUCACGACCCAAGCGCAUCGAAGAAUAAAAAUGCAGCUGCCGAUGACGAAGUCGACGAACAAAAUCGUCGUUGUCAUUGGGGACCUAAUUGCAAAUAUAUUCAUCCUCCUAGUGAUUCAACCAGAAAUUUAUCUGGCGGUACUGGUGAUGGUUUAUUACCAGUAAAUAAUGAUAUUUCACCACCGGCAUCAGCUGGGAUCCCUUUGUCACAAACAACAACGAAUUCUUGGAUAUCACCACAAGCAACAGCUGCGGCACCGUCAUUUUUUCCCAACCCACUUCUUCGUGGCCAAGUACCACCCAUUGGCAUUCCACUGAUACAGUCCGGUGGUGCAGAAUCUGCAUGGGAACGCGGACUGCGUUCUGCUAAAACUCUUCGCGAACAAUCGAUGAGACGUAAACAACAAGAUAAAGAUUUUAUUGAUAAAAAAUUUAACUUAUCCAUCCGCAAUGCUGUUGACGAAAGAGACGCCGAUGACAAUCUUCCCGCUAUUGAUCGACAAUCGCCCAUAGAUUAUGAUUUACCCGGACCAAACUAUGGUCUUCAGCGUAGCUAUGAUCGAUAUCAUCCGUAUAUGUAUACGGGUUCGUCGAGUAAUUCUCAUUAUAAUAAUCAUUCUCAACGAAUGAAUAAUAACUCUCGACAUAAUAAUCCGUUACCAGCAAGUGAUCAUUCCGAACGUCGACCACGACAUUCGGAUGACUACGAUGACUCACGGAAUGAUAGUCGGAAUCGAAAAGAUAAAGUAUCAAAGGAUAGUAAAUCAAUGCCAAAACGAGAUGAUUCAUCGUCUUAUCGAAGAAAUUCAUCUCAACAACAGUAUGCUUCCGGUUCACAUCAUAAUCAUGAUGAGCAAUCACACCUGAAUUCUUAUGGCAAUCGACGAGGAGACGAUUGGCAUGAUCCAUGGGAUAGAUCGAGAAACCAUGGAAGUAGUCAUCGUCGUUCAUCAGGUGGUGGUCGAGAUCGUUCUUAUUCAUCAUCGUCUGCUUCAUCAUCGAGAUCGAGAUCGCGAAGUAGACCGAAACGACGUUCACCUUCUGUGACACGUGCAAGAAGACCGACACCAACAUCGAAAUCAUCUGAAAUGACGAAAAAUGGUCAUGAGAAAAAAUCCAAUGGAAAUAAAAGACCGGUCUCACCAGCUUCAACAACAAAUAAAUUUCUUCCUGGCCGACAAAUCUCAAGUCAUACAUUGAAGAAAGCAGAGAAAAGCAGCAAUAGUAGUCAUCUAACUUCGAAUAAUCAUUCAAAAGACUCACGUGGUAAAGAAUCAGAUGCCAAUACGAAGAAGCAAACCAAGAAAGAAAACAUUAGUCGAUCGGAUAGUACUAGUUCAUCAUCGUCGUCAUCAGAUAGUGACGUCAAUCAUAUCACGCGUCGAUCAUCUAGUUCAUCAUCGGAUAGCUCGAGUUCGGAAAGUGAUUCGCGUCCAUCAACAAAAACGAAAAUAGUCUCCGGUGGUACGAGAACAUCCACGGUUAGCGGCAGCCGUUCAACAAAAUCAAACACUCGAUCUGUAUUAUCGUCAUCGACGGGUGGCACUAGCAGUAAUAAAAAUACAAGUACAAAAUCGAAAGGUGAUUCAGCGGCACGAGAGCCAUCAUCGUCGAGUUCAGCAAAGAAACGACGUGAUACAUCGUCGUCGACUGGUUCGACGAGUACAACCAAAAAGACAAAAUUGAAUGAUUCUCAUAAGUCGUCUACAGAUGCAAGUAAUGCAGAAAAUUCAGAUUCGAAUAAAAAGAAAGAAAAGCAGAAGAUUUUGAAAAAACUCCAAGAAGUAGAGAAACUCAUAAGUCAACGAUCGACGAAAACAUCAUCUUGA